This is a messenger RNA of Botrytis byssoidea, 1111 nucleotides long. RefSeq lists its product as uncharacterized. The transcript has 3 exons. The record is from RefSeq and is a predicted model, not a curated record. Bases 319 to 993 code for a protein of 224 amino acids. Lineage: Eukaryota; Fungi; Ascomycota; Leotiomycetes; Helotiales; Sclerotiniaceae.
CUGUUCAAAGGUCGUAUAUAACCAAAGUGAGGCUAUCGGAUUGGUAUCACAACAGAUUUUACAGUUAAUCACCGCUACCUUCUGACCGACUGCUAUAAGCUUUUCUACUGAUAAACCAUCUGCCAUCACGCUACUGGCUCUGAAAUCUCGUUUCACACUCAGCCUCUCCACCUCUACCCUUUCGCCCUCUAUUUCUGACCGUCUCUUUCAACUUUUAAGCUACUUUUCUGUAUAGCCUUCGGCAUUUUUGGCGCCGUGCUGUUUGUUUGCAAGACUUUAAGUCUUCAGCUCGUAUCAAGCUUAUACCAUUUCGAAGUUAUGUCCCUUCGAACUGUAUCGGAGGAUACUGAUGAGUCAGUUGACCAGUCCGCCGUAUCUCUUCUGCGAAGGUCUUCGGAAAGUGAAGCAAAAUUUUCUCCGAACAAACGUCAAUAUAUAAGACGCGCCCUCGACACCGUUACCCUAUUUUGUCUCUUUUCUAUCUCAAUUGUCGUUAUCUACAGCACAUUCCAGUACCGGGAUAAACAACCAGUACUCAAGUCUCGAACAUUCACCUGCGGCAAUACAACCGCUGAUGCACAGCAAAAUAAUUGUAUUUAUGAUCCUCUGGCUGUCAGUUGGGUUCCUCGGGAAUGUCUUGACUCUACAUCUCUUCAAGAGUAUAACGACCAUGGCCCUUGGGAAUAUUUUCAGAACAAGAAUAGGUCCGGAAGAAUAGACCCAUUAGACCUUGGCUUCGAAAUGUACUAUACAACUAUUCGAGAGCACAUUGUACACUGUGCUAUAGUCUGGCAACGUUUGCAUAGGUUCACUACUGGUUCUCACCAAAAUCUUGUGAUUACAUCCUCGUUAAGCGAGUCAAAGUUGGAGCACACAGAACACUGCUCUCGUAUGUUGAUCAAAUGGGUUGACAACUUUAACUCCACUAAGCUCCACGAGCUGGAAACUCGAAACAACCCUGGCUUUCAAACAUGUUCGAUACAGGAGAUAUAAAUCAUUCAAAGAUGUUGUAAUUCUGAAUCUGUAUAGAUUACGAGCUAGUUAUCAAGAUAUGUCAUAGCACAAGGUUAUGAUUUGUGGUUAUUUUAUUGGGCUGCCGUCGUAUUUUUGA